CAGUCUUCUGAAUAAAUAGGAUUGCAGGUGUUAGCCACCAAUGUGUGGCUCAGUGAUUUUUUCUAAUACCAUUUGCUAAGAAGAUUGUGCCCUUUCUGGUUCAAACAAUGACAAAGAGAUUAGAUAAUGACAUGGUAGCUGUUUGACCCACAAACUUAUAACUGGAGCAUGAUUGUACAUUUUGUACCAGAAUUUUCUGAUUGACAGUUAAAUGCCUCUGAAGAAAUAGCCAAAUGAGAUCUAACCAUAGAUCCAGAUUUGUAAAGAAGACUCAUAAGAAGGCUGAUUUAAAAAAAAAUUCUAGGUAAACACAGAAACAAACUAGAAUGUAAGGCAGUGAUUUAUGUAUGUGGCUAAUGUAAGAAUGUAAAGUAAUUGUGGAAUGAUGGGAUUAUGAAAGACUGUCUUAAGGAGGGGGCUGGGUCCUUGAACUUGAUAAUUAGGCAGCCGUGAAUCAUUCUAAGUAGUGAGGCAUAAACGGAAGGGUAUCCUGUCACUAGAGAAAAUGGCUGCAGCAUUGGCAGAGUGCAGGAGAGAAAGCAGUUGAGGUUAUAGGUGUUCCGUGGAUGUAUAAGUAGGAGGCAGGUGGCAGAGUGCGACAUGAGGGUUCCCACCACAUUCUGUGGUUUCUGUGAAAAAUAAGCAAUGACUCUCUGAAACAGUGGCAGGAAUAAUGCUGGACUAGAGCUCUCUGAUUUGGAUCUGAAGUUCUUAGGGGCAGCCAUGACUGUCUAGCCCUGCGGCUUUUGGACAGGUGGACUCCCAGGUGCCGGCAGGUUUGUUUUAAUUAAGCAUUCUUAAGGAAAGAAAGAAUAGGAAUGAAGACCUAGUAAUGCAAUCCUUGGAAGAUUUGCAUCUCAAUAAAAGCAGCUGGCUCUUAGUCCAAAAGUGAACGGUUCAUUUUCCAUGCUGGGAAAAUAAAAAGGACAGAUUGGAUUCGGUUGGAUUCUGAUGCAUACUGAUAUAUCUCAGUAUUUCUUCUGUCCCUUCCAUUAACGACACCAUAACUGCAGAAUCCUCAGUGGACAAAGAUGAGCACAGCAUGGUAUAUAUCUCUUUUUGGCAUCUCCAUUCUGUCUAAUUUUGUAGGAUUCCUUGUGAAUCUUUUCAUGACAGUGGUCAUUUACAAGACUUGGAUCAAAACCCAUAGAAUCUCGUCUUCGGAUAGGAUCCUGUUCUCCCUGAGCAUCACCAGAUUUCUCAUGCUGGCAUUGAUUUUGCUGAACACUUUGCGCAUCUUGUCAAAUGUUGAAAUAUCAGUGUAUUCUUUCACAGUUCUCCUGUUGUGUUGGAGAUUUUUGGACUGUUGCAGUCUCUGGUUGGUGACCUUGCUCAAUGGCUUGUACUGUGUGAAGAUUACUAACUUCCAAUGCUCAGUGUUCCUUCUGCUGAAACGGAGUAUCUCCACGAAGAUCACCAGAAUGCUACUGGGCUGUCUGCUGCUACCUGCCUUCACUACCCUCCUGUGUGUUGUGGUCAGACUGCUACCACAUCUUCCUGAAUUUGUGACUGGGAGGAAUGACACGCUCUUUGACCUCAAGGAGGACAUCUUGACUUUUGCAAUCUCUUUUGUCUUGAGCUCAUUAUUGCAGUUUAUCCUUAAUGUGACGUUUGCCUCCUUGCUAAUACAUUCCUUGAGACAACAUCUCCAGAGGAUGCAGAGAAACUCCACUAGCUUCUGGAAUCCGCAAACUGGUGCUCAUGUAGGUGCCAUGAAACUGAUGAUCUGUUUCCUCAUCCUGUACAUUCCAUAUUCAGUUGCCAACAUGCUCCAUCUCCCUUCUUUUGUAAUGAUGGAUUUCAGUGUUAGAGCCAUUUGUGUGAUGAUUUCUACUAUUUACCUUCCAGGACAUUCUAUUCUAAUCAUUCUCACACAUCUCAAACUGAGAACCAAAGCAAAGAAGAUUCUUUGUUUCAAGAAAUAGUGGAAUUUCAAGAGUAAAUGGCUAGGUUACCUCAUAGUUUGGGCACAAGAUUUUCUCUGUUAGCAGUUUUCCCCAAAAAACUGAGAAAUUCAUUUUGUGAUUCCUUAUCUGACAUCCUGGGUCUUUAAAUGCUUUUAUUUGAGUUAAUUCUGCGUUUUGGGGCUAAUGAUUUAAAAUAAGGUACAUUCUCUAAGGCAUUUGGUUGCGAUGUUACUGAUGUAUUUUACAUGCUGUUGUAUUUCUGGAUUAUAGAAAGCAUCACAAUGCUCCAUUAAUUACUGAAGUAGAAUGAGAGAUUCCCCCACAUCAAGGUACAUUU
Perognathus longimembris pacificus (Pacific pocket mouse) is the source of this 2244-nucleotide messenger RNA. RefSeq names its product taste 2 receptor member 4 (gene Tas2r4). Lineage: Eukaryota; Metazoa; Chordata; Mammalia; Rodentia; Heteromyidae. Bases 1032 to 1925 code for a protein of 297 amino acids. Gene Ontology annotation, biological process: sensory perception of taste; G protein-coupled receptor signaling pathway; detection of chemical stimulus involved in sensory perception of bitter taste. The record is from RefSeq and is a predicted model, not a curated record. Gene Ontology annotation, molecular function: bitter taste receptor activity; G protein-coupled receptor activity. Gene Ontology annotation, cellular component: membrane. The transcript has a single exon.